Molecule: messenger RNA, 603 nt
Organism: Platichthys flesus (European flounder)
Lineage: Eukaryota; Metazoa; Chordata; Actinopteri; Pleuronectiformes; Pleuronectidae
Product: protein sidekick-1-like
Exons: 6
Coding region: 1-603 (200 amino acids)
Biological process (GO): axon guidance; homophilic cell-cell adhesion; dendrite self-avoidance
Cellular component (GO): axon; plasma membrane
Molecular function (GO): cell-cell adhesion mediator activity
Source: RefSeq, a predicted model, not a curated record
AUGAGGAUGCCAGAGGUGGUGGCUGUGGUGGAGGGAGAGGUGGCUCCCUACCUCCGAGGGGGCGUAGCAGGGCAGCAGGUGGUGUUGGAGGGAAACAGGCUGGUGCUGACCUGCCUGGCUGGAGGCAGCUGGCCUCUGCAGUACCGCUGGACUCUCAACAACAGCAACAUCACCGACUGGACACAACAGUUCAGGCUGUCCGUCUCGUCCCUGAAGAGGACCGACGCCGGACUGUAUCAGUGCACAGUGAGGAACAGGAUGGGAGCGGUUAUCCACAGGAGAACAGAGGUGCAGGUGGCCUAUGUAGGCAGCUUCUCCACGGAGGAGCAGAGAAAGACUGUGACUCAGGGCCGGGCUGCCAUCAUCAGCACGCCGCCCCUCGCCUCCUUCCCCCGGCCCCUCGUCACAUGGUUCAAAGACGGACAGAAGAUAAUCCCGAACAACCGAAUAGCGAUCAGUUUGGACAAUCAGCUGGUCGUCCUGGGGAGCACGGCGAUGGACGCGGGGCGCUACCACGUGGAGGCGGUGAACGAGCUGACGGGAGAGAACGUGACGAGCGCCGCCGUGUACCUGAGCAUCUCAGAAGACAGUUUUGUGAUGUAG